Cynara cardunculus var. scolymus (artichoke) is the source of this 1446-nucleotide messenger RNA. RefSeq names its product mitogen-activated protein kinase kinase kinase 17-like. The coding region runs from base 148 to 1353 and encodes 401 amino acids. Gene Ontology annotation, molecular function: protein kinase activity; ATP binding. Gene Ontology annotation, biological process: protein phosphorylation. The record is from RefSeq and is a predicted model, not a curated record. The transcript has a single exon. Lineage: Eukaryota; Viridiplantae; Streptophyta; Magnoliopsida; Asterales; Asteraceae.
AACCCAUUCUCCCUUCUAAACCCUAACCCUACUUUCACGAUUGCUUCAAUUUCAUUUCUUUAAGCUCAAGAAACCAAUACCAUUCAUGUUGCACCAAUUUCUUGGUUUUCAUUCACAAAAACCCUAAGUUUUACCCACCAAUUUCAAAUGAAUAUGGAAGCGAAGACCAAGAAAAGAAGCUUGCUUGUUGGAGACACCAUUUAUGAAGACAAUCAGAAGAGAAGCAAGCAAGAAGAUGUGAAGGUUGGUUAUGGCGAUGGAGUUUCUUGGUUCAGAGGUGCAAUAAUCGGUAAAGGAAGUUUCGGUUGUGUUUUUCUUGGCAAUUUGAAGAACCCCAAAUCCAAAUACAACUCUUACCCGCCGAUUAUGGCCGUGAAAUCGGCAGAAGUCUCUGUUUCUGGUUCAAUUCAAAAGGAGAAAGAGGUUAUGGAUAAUAUCCGUGGGUGUUGUAAUGUGAUCAAGUGUUUUGGUGAAGAGAUUACCAAUGGAGAGAAUGGUCAGAUGGUUUACAACUUGUUGUUGGAGUAUGGCUCUGGUGGAACCCUAGCUGAUCUGAUCAAGAAAUCCUCCGGUAAAGGGUUGCCAGAACUCGAUGUCAGAUGCUACGCUAGGUCCAUCCUUCGAGGGUUACGUCACAUUCACAAGCAAGGGUAUGUUCAUUGCGAUCUGAAACCAGAUAAUGUAUUGCUUGUGUCUAAUUCUAGAGAUGGUUGUUUUAAUGCCAAAAUUGGGGAUUUCGGAUUGGCGAAAAGGGCAAAUCAGAAGAAGAACAAGUUGGGUCUUAAUUGGAGAGGUACCCCUAUGUAUUUAUCCCCAGAAGCUGUAAAUUAUGGUGUUCAAGAGCCUCCUGCUGAUAUUUGGGCAGUCGGGUGUAUCGUGUCAGAGAUGUUGACCGGAAAACCUCUUUGGUUUUCGGAACAAGAUUUGUGCAUGGACGAGAUUUUAAGUCGAAUUGGCGAAGAAGACGAAUCACCGUGUAUUUCUAGCAAUAUAUCAACAGAGGGCAGGAGUUUCUUGAAGGGUUGUUUGUCUAAAAAGAUUAUGUGUAGAUUAACUGCUAAUAUGCUAUUAGAUCAUCCUUUCUUAAAAGGGUUAGUUGAAGAUGAUGCCAGUGAGGUUAAAGAUUCACACCAAGAAGUUUUGGACAUAAACACCAUCACCUCAUCACCAGUGUUCUCAGAUGAUGAUGAUGAUGAUGAUGAUGAGAUGUGGUUGUCUUCAUAUUCAGAUGGGUCAUGCUAUUCAUGGUCAGAAGGAGAUGUGGAUUCCAUGGAGAAUCAAGAAAGCACAGAUGCAAGAUUCAAUGUGUUACAACAAUAUCCAGUAACAUUAACCAUUUCCAAGGGAGUUUAGCAAGAUUGAUGGUGAGAAUCCACAUUUAGUAGAGUAGUUAUCAUUCUUUAUACAUGUUUAUAGUCAUAUUAUGGUAAAUACAAUAAAUAUAUA